AUGGCCCUCUCCUCCCGCGCCUCCAAACUCAAAACCCCCGACCCCUCCUUCUCCAUCCUCACCAACUCCUGGCACCCGUCCCUCAACCCAUCGGGCUACGUCAACCUCGCCGUCGCCGAAAACUACCUCAUGCACGCCGCCCUCCAGUCCCACCUCCACGCCCACCUGCACGUGCCCACCACCGCCUUCACCUACGGCGACUUCUUCAAGCGCAGCCGCGGCGCCAUCGCGCGCUUCCUCACCAAGCACCUGCGCGCCGCGUCGCCCAUCGAGACCGGGCACGUCGCCGUGGCCAGCGGGUGCACGGCCGCGGUCGAGCAUCUCGCGUGGGCGUUUGCCGAUCCGGGGGACUUGAUCCUCCUGGGGAGGCCUUACUACGGGGCUUUCCCGUGGGAUGCGACGCUGAGGACGGGGGCGAGGCUUGCGUAUGUCGAUUUCGGCGAGGAUGAUCCCCUAGGAGACGUUUGUGUCCAGAAGUACGAGGACAGAAUCCUCGAAGCUCACUCCAACGGCGAGAAAGUCACGGCCUUGCUGCUCUGUCACCCGCAUAACCCGCUGGGAAGAUGUUAUCCGCGCCACGUCCUGGUCGACCUGCUCAAGCUGUGCGACAAGUACAAGCUCCAUCUCAUCAGCGACGAGAUCUACGCGCUCUCCAUCUUUGACAACACCGUCGACGCGGAGCCUGCCCCGGCGCCUUUCCACUCUGUGCUGUCCAUCGAUCCCACGGGGGUGAUUGAUCCCGCGUACGUCCACGUCAUCUGGGGCAUGUCCAAGGAUUUCGGCGCCAAUGGACUCCGUCUGGGAGCAAUCAUAUCGCAGCACAACGUCGACUUGAUGACGGCCUUGGUCCCCGUCGUGCUUCUCACAUCCGUAUCCUCCCUCACAGAACACGUCCUCGCAAAUGUCCUCGAAGACGACGCCUGGGUUGAGCACUACAUCAAAGAGAACCAGCGCAAACUAUCCACAUACUACGAAUACAUCACCGCCUGGGCGAAGAGCAACGACAUUGUCUAUGCGCCCGGCGUCAACGCGGGGUUCUUCAUAUGGGCUGACCUGGGACGAACAUAUCUCAAGCAUCAAACGGACAAUAAGCCAGAGGCGGACGUCGACCAGGCUGUUAUGGAUGCCUUGUUGAGGCAUAAGGUGUUUCUCGCUUCGGGGUUGAGGUUUGGAUCGGAGAAGCUGGGGUGGUUCCGGAUUGUGUUUUCGCAUGAUAAGGAGUAUUUGGAUGAGGGUUUGAGGAGAAUUGUGGCGGCGGUGACGACGCCUGGGCCGUCGAAGGAGGUGCCGAUAGAUUUGGAGAAUGGCUUGGCAACGGCUGAAGGAGUGUAA
Molecule: messenger RNA, 1332 nt
Organism: Trichoderma citrinoviride
Lineage: Eukaryota; Fungi; Ascomycota; Sordariomycetes; Hypocreales; Hypocreaceae
Product: PLP-dependent transferase
Exons: 1
Coding region: 1-1332 (443 amino acids)
Biological process (GO): amino acid metabolic process; biosynthetic process
Molecular function (GO): pyridoxal phosphate binding; transaminase activity
Source: RefSeq, a predicted model, not a curated record